Molecule: messenger RNA, 956 nt
Organism: Chrysochloris asiatica (Cape golden mole)
Lineage: Eukaryota; Metazoa; Chordata; Mammalia; Afrosoricida; Chrysochloridae
Gene: PRELID1
Product: PRELI domain containing 1
Exons: 5
Coding region: 191-847 (218 amino acids)
Biological process (GO): phospholipid transport
Cellular component (GO): mitochondrial intermembrane space
Molecular function (GO): phosphatidic acid transfer activity
Source: RefSeq, a predicted model, not a curated record
UGGGUGCUGCACCGGAAGUAUCGUGCGCCCUGACCACUCCUCAUGGCCGCGGUGGCUGGUUGGACGCGGUGCGGUGUUCACUGAGCUGCGAGCCUGGCGGGCGUGCGCCGACCUCCGGCAGGCCUCCGCGUGCCCCCGGGCUCCGCACCCCUAAUGCUGCGCGAGUGCUGAGCCCGCCCCGGCCGGGACAAUGGUGAAGUAUUUCCUGGGCCAGAGCGUGCUCCGGAGUUCCUGGGACCAAGUGUUCGCCGCCUUCUGGCAGCGGUAUCCGAACCCCUACAGCAAACAUGUCUUGACGGAGGACAUAGUACACCGGGAGGUGACCCCUGACCAGAAGCUCCUGUCCAGGCGACUCCUGACCAAGACCAACAGGAUGCCCCGCUGGGCCGAGCGACUGUUUCCUGCCAAUGUUGCUCACUCGGUGUACAUCCUGGAGGACUCUAUUGUGGACCCACAAAAUCAGACCAUGACCACCUUCACUUGGAACAUCAACCAUGCCCGGCUGAUGGUGGUGGAGGAACGCUGCGUUUACUGUGUGAACUCUGAUAACAGUGGCUGGACCGAAAUUCACCGGGAAGCCUGGGUCUCCUCAAGCUUGUUUGGCGUCUCCAGAGCUGUCCAGGAGUUUGGUCUGGCCCGGUUUAAAAGCAAUGUGACCAAGACUAUGAAGGGGUUUGAGUAUAUUUUGGCCAAGCUGCAAGGUGAGGCCCCUUCUAAAACACUUGUAGAAACAGCCAAGGAAGCCAAGGAAAAGGCAAAGGAGACGGCACUGGCAGCUACAGAAAAGGCUAAGGACCUUGCCAACAAGGCAGCCACCAAGCAGCAGCAGCAGCAGCAGUUUGUGUAGCCAUCCUAGCCUUCCCAGCACCACCGCCGCCCCACACCAGACAAUCCAGCUCCACCCCUUCUGGCCUAUCCCCAAUGUGCUUUCUUAUUAAAAGUCAGCUUCCAGCCCU